This is a messenger RNA of Boleophthalmus pectinirostris (great blue-spotted mudskipper), 4327 nucleotides long. RefSeq names its product mitogen-activated protein kinase 8 interacting protein 2 (gene mapk8ip2). The transcript is spliced from 15 exons. NCBI's taxonomy places the organism in Eukaryota, Metazoa, Chordata, Actinopteri, Gobiiformes, Gobiidae. Gene Ontology annotation, biological process: regulation of JNK cascade. The record is from RefSeq and is a predicted model, not a curated record. The coding region runs from base 177 to 3722 and encodes 1181 amino acids. Gene Ontology annotation, molecular function: protein binding. Gene Ontology annotation, cellular component: cytoplasm.
CGAAGGGGGGCAUCAGAGCUGGGGCCAAAAUAAUCAACCCGGAAUCCCGCUUCGUCGCCAUCCAACGGCCCGCUUCCCUCCACCCUCCGCGCUGCGCCUGUGGAUGGACUGCGCGCUAGCUGAUCGGUGAUUUUUCUGCAGUCGCUGUGAGUCAUUUGUGGUGAAAGAACAAGAAGAUGGCGGACAGGGCUGAGAUGUUUUCCCUCUCUACUUUCCACUCGCUCUCUCCCCCCGGAUGCAGACCAGCCCAUGACAUCAGCCUGGAGGAGUUUGAUGAUGAAGACCUGUCUGAGAUCACUGACGACUGUGGGAUUGGCCUCAACUAUGAUUCUGACCCCUAUGAGAAGGACUCCCUCAUCCUAGAGAAAAGCGACCUGCACCACCCAGUCUGCUCCUUCCAGGAUGACUUUCAGGAGUUUGAGAUGAUCGACGAUGAAGACGAGGAGGAGGAGGAAGAGGAUGACGAAGAGGUGGACCCAGACGCACCCCCCUCGCCCUCUGCCUCACCCCCUCCCUCACCCACCUUUGGCACUCUGAAGAGCAGGCCCACCACCCUCAACCUCACCACUGCUGUGUCACAGGACUCACUGAACAACAACAGCAGCCUCUCUCCGAAGAAAGGAAGCUGGCAGGACUCUCUACGGAACCCAACAUCACAGGGCCAUCUGUCUCCUACCCACUCAUGUCUGGAUGAUGGCAGCCACAUCACAGGCCAGUGCCCAGCCUCUCCGGUCACCCAGGCGCCAGGGCCCCAGAACAAAGGUUCAUUCGGUCACCACAAAUCCCACCCCUGUACCGGUGAAAUCAAAUCGGACCCGUCCGUCCAGAAGAGCAGGGUACCAUCUGUGGACGAGCACUCGCAAUGUUCUGACACGGAGGUGGACCACGACCUGAACAGCGACCACAACCUCAAGCACUCAAGCACCAACAGACGCCCUACGGACACCUACACCAUCACCAGCGAGUCCGCCAUGGAACCCGAGACCGAUCCGGACCCUGAUGGAACCAGCCGCUGCCUGUCCUCCACUGCCCCCAUAGGAACCAUCGAGGGAGCAGAUACCCCCCUGUCUGACGAAGAGCUGGAGAAGGACUUUGAGGCAGAGUGCAAUAAUACGAACAAGGAAAACUGCUCUUCGUACAUAGAAUUCCCUCCCAUUGAACCACCCCAACCUGCGUCUUUCUCAACUUACCUGUCCUCCAAAGUGGUUGAUAUAUCGUACGGCUCAGUUAAUGCUUCUUCGGUUCCUCCACAUCAAGCCCCAGCGAAUGACUACACCUCCCCAUCUUCAGACCCAGGGAUAGCAGACAUGAACCAGCAAGGAUACGUAACCUCGGAUCGUGAUAGGGAUCUAAGUGAUCCAGGAUCGGAUUCAGAUGUUGAAGAGGAGAUUGAAGAAGCGUUUGCCUGUCGUCCAGUGGUGUCCAACAUGAUCUCCUCCAUCUCGGAAACGGAACUCGACGUGACCAGCGAAGAAAGCAGUAGUGGACGCUCCUCCCAUCUCACCAACUCCAUCGAAGAAGCCAGCUCUCCUACGUCAGACCAAGAACUAGACCCAGAUACCGAGUUGGAGCAGGAUAGCGGCAUCGUUGGAUUAAAAGAAACCCUACUCCUCGGCCAACCAGAUCCUAUCAAACAGGGUUCCAUGGUACCUUCUCCAUCUCCCUUGCCGUCACCUACCAUCGCAACCCCAGGCUCUCCUCUCCUACCCACAGAUGCCUAUGAUGGUUUGGAUGGACAGAACUUGGACGAUGACCGAAGCUGUGAGCAUCAAGCUGAUCCAGAUGAGACGUUACCCCCGGCAGAACUUUGCGAAGACACUCUUUCCAGACAGAUGGUUCUCCAGAUAGAACCAGACCAUGGCUUGGAGAGCUUCAAACGUUCCUUCUACCUGCCAGUGGGUCCAAGGCUUAUGCCCAGUUCGGAUGACUAUGACGGGACUAGCGAGGGAGAGUCCGAUUCAGAUAGUGAAGAUGAUUUAAGCGAGAACUCGGAUUCGCCAUGGCUGCUCAGUAACCUCGUAAACAGGUUGAUUUCAGAAGGUUCUUACCCAAUCAGCUGCCCAGAGGAAUGUUUGAAGAGAAAACCAUCAAUGUCUGAUACUAUCUCACCAUCUUCAGAUAUUGGCGAUGGAGACCUUGCGGAUGAAGAGGUCGAUGGAACUCAAGACGUCAAGCAAAUUAAAAACGUACCAAAUCUGUACUUGACUAAUCUUAUGGAACAGCAAGCAAGGGCAGGAGAGAAGAAUGUGACUGACAGGUUAUGUAAAAACUCAAGACAGGAGGAGGUUGAGGAGCCCAAUAAUGACUUGAUGAUGCUUCAACAGAGGAGGGAGCUUGACUCUCCCAGCCUUACAGAGAGUGUGAUCAGUGACAAGGAUGAAGGCAGAGAGACAGACCCCCAUGUCCCCACACGAUCCUCGGCCUCCCUUGAACGCAUCACAGAGGUCAAAAACAGCCUGACCCUAGAUCUGCCCACCUCCCAGACCAACCGCUGUUUCAGCCUCACCUACUCCACAGACAAUGAUGAAGAGGAGGAUGAAGAUGGGAAGUCGUACCCUUACCUGACCAACGCAAAGAAUCAGACGUCAUACAGGCAACGGGGCCUGGAAUUAGACAGCUCACCGCCCAUUGACCCCAGUGUUCCAGAGCCUGUCCCAUCUGAACACGACCUUCCACUGUGUGAUAGAGGACAGCAGCAGAGCGAGGACGACGGUCUGGCCUACGACUCCAUGAAGUACACGUUAGUGGUGGACGAGAAUACAACGCUGGAACUAGUCAGUCUUAAAAGAUGCACUUCAGUUCUCAGUGAUGACAGUGAGCUUUCUACAAUUUGUGAUGAAGAGCCACUGAGGCCCAGAGAUGUGGUCUACGGCAGGGAGGAAGAGGAGGAAGGUCGCCCUGAACUGAGCUCCUCUGAAGACUCCUCUCCAGAAGCAGACUUGCCGUUCUCCAAGAAGUUCCUCAACGUCUUCGUCAACAGCACCACCCGCUCCUCCAGUACAGAAUCUUUUGGCUUAUUCUCCUGCACUAUCAAUGGAGAGGAGAGGGACCAGACUCACAGAGCAGUGUACAGGUUCAUCCCCAGACAUGCAGAUGAGCUGGAGCUAGAUGUGGAUGACCCAUUAUUUGUGGAGGAAGAGGAAGAUGACUACUGGUAUAGAGGCUACAAUAUGCGCACAGGGGAGAGGGGUAUCUUCCCAGCCUUCUAUGCCACAGAGGUCAUGGGGGCAUCCAAAGAGCUGCUUGGGAUGAAGAGGAACCCAGCGUGGAUGGAGACGUUCUGUGUUCAGUUCUUGGGGUCAGUCGAAGUACCUUAUCAUCAAGGAAAUGGGAUUUUGUGUGCAGCAAUGCAAAAGAUUGCAAUGUCGAGGAAAAGAACAGUACACGUGCGCCCGCCCUCUCUGUGUGAGCUGGAGAUCAGUCUACAGGGAGUCAAGCUCAUCAUGAGCCUGGAGGAUGAAUAUGACACGUUCAAUGAGUUUGACAGAUGUAGUCACUUCUUCCAAAUGAAGAACAUUUCAUUUUGCGGGUGCCAUCCCAGGAAUAACUGCUACUUUGGCUUCAUCACUAAGCACCCCAUGCUCAACCGUUUCGCCUGCCACGUCUUUGUGUCCCAGGAGUCCAUGCGACCUGUAGCAGAGUGUGUUGGACGGGCCUUCCAGGAAUACUACCAGGAGCACCUGGAGUACGCCUGCCCAACAGAGGACAUCUACCUGGAGUAGAGUAUUGCCGUGACAACCACCAUGCCUCUGCAGAUUGUCAAUCAUGAAGUUUGCCACCAGAGGGCGCCGUCAGUGAGGGCUUAUGUUGAAUCUGCCCACAGAGACUGGGAUGUUCAUCUAUACAAUAUGCUAGGCAUUUGACUGACAAGUCCCACCCCUCUCUUUGUUUACGCCCAUCGCCUGGAUGGACGGAAUGCCUGUUUCUGUUCUCUUUUCUAUUAUACAAAACUAAGAUGCUGAGCAGCUCUUUAAAGGGUUUUAUUUUCAAAUAUUUACAAUAUACCUACUGCUGUUUCACUUUUCAAUGCAUGGCUAGUAGGGUUACCGCACAUGUGCACACACUAACACCUGAACACAUAUCCAAGAGAAUGGCAAACAGCUUGAAUGUGAGUAAAGAACCUGGAGGCUGGUCUGGAAUGAUCUGUACAUAUGUAUUUGUUCAUUAUUGACAAACUGCUGUUUUGAUUCGGACUGAUAGUGGCAUCGGAACAACAUAGAGAGAAGUGAACUGUCCUUGGUCUAAGCUUACCCUGUGUCGCGUACAAUACGUAGUGUGUGUGUUGUAAAUACAUGUAUAGAGAGUAUGCAUAGAGGCUCAUCAGACA